AUGGCAGACCCGGGUACAACGGGCACUGGUACCGGUGGUGGUACAACGCCAUUGUGGCAAGAAUGGAUGAAGCAGGCGUUGACAAAUGGAAAAUUGAAGAAGGAUGGGAACAUUACAGAGGUACUUCGGGCGCGUCUGGAUGCCCUAUUCGUGAAAUUGAAGGAGGAGUUGAAUACUGGGGAAGCCCGUGAAACAAAGGGACUAUGUGCGGACAUGGAUCAAUUAGUGAAGAGGCGGAUGGGGAAUGAAGACGCAAGUUUAAAAGUACUCUGUAAGGGCAUGGUGGGUGUCCGAUAUUUCGUGAGUGGGCUGAAGACGCAAAAUAAGAAGGUCCAAGUUGAACAGAAUAUUGAAGACGCAGAUUGGUAUCCACGUUGUUUAGUAGGUAUGGUGGCGUUAUCCGAAAUUUAUGGAGAUCAUUGCGAUUUGGGGAGAGUUAUAAAUCUCUUUCAAACGCAAAUGGAUGCCGAAUUAAAAGGGCACCUGAAUAAGGGUUCUAGUUCUGCACAUUCGUCCUAUUUUGACAAAUGUAAAAACAUCACUCCUGAAGAUAUAACGCUCGGUAAAUCCAUUCUUGGGAGUGAAAUUAAAACGUGGGUUCAAGAAGAUAAGGGCAGGGCGAAGGCAUAUGAAACAGAGAAGAAGGAAUACGAUAGACUGAAGACUAAGGCACCGGCAGCGCCAGGGUUAAUUGCCCCUAAGAAUUCGUCUGCCCUCCGGGUAGGAGGAGUAAUGCAUGAUGCGGAUAGUUUAUGUAAAAGUUCGGCGGGCAGUGAGCGAACAUCAGAUGAAAGGAAACAGCAGUUACAGAAGAAUACCGGGAGCAUGGCAAAGUUCUUCGGAAUGAAUGUGGGCACCACUCAAGGUAGUAGUGGUAAUGCAUCAAAUCCAUUCGACGCUUUAGUAGAUGAAAACUUAAAAUUAGAACAAAAUACUUUAGAAAAUGUACUGAAGACCGCAUUUGACGCCAGUACUGGUGAAGUUAACACUAACAAAAUAAACGACGUGGUAAAGAACAUAACGAAUGCAUCUCACCAAGUACAAGCUGAAAAUUGCAUCCAUCAGAAAAAGGAUAACGGAAAGGACCCGAAACCUCUCUGUGAUCGCUUAAGAUGUAUGAAAUAUUUAUGGACACAGACGGAUCCUCCAUCAGGACAAGCAGGAGGAACGACAACUACGAAAGACUUUUGGGAAGAGAAGGUAAGGGCGCUGUGGAAAGAACUUUCUGAUGAAAUGGUGCAAGCAAAUGGCACAGAAGCAGGAAUAGAGGACUGUGAAGAAGUGUCAAAUGGAAAUAAUGGCAGCGGCAAGAGGGAUGCAACUCAUUCUGAAAAGACGGCAUGCAAUUAUUUGUAUGCAGGCUUCAACAAACUGUACGAAGGUCCGACACCGGAGGCGGCGACGACGUCGGCGCGGACGACGUCGUCGUCGCCGACAGGCGACGUCUUAAAGGACAACCCAUCGUUUAGACAAACGAUGGGUUGUUUUUUACUUCAUUCCUAUGCAAAAUAUAUGAAAGACAAAGCAAUUUGUAAUAUUGAUAAAGGGAUAGAGAAGGCAUUCAAACUGGGAGAUGAACUCAGUGAUGGUACUGCUAAUGCUAAUUGCAAUACUUCCAGUGGCAAGGGACCUUGUGUCCCUUGCCAAUGGGAUAAAAACAACAAAUUGGACAGUUGCCUUCAGAAUAUUAGAAUAAUUGGCACAACUGGCUCUGAGGAGACUGCAAAGAAGAAAGUGGAGGACAUCUUCAAGGAAGGCAACAAGGACAAAAACAUUCCGCCAAUGCUAUCUAACAUAAAUACCAUGUCCACUUUAUGUGACCAUAUGGAAUGUAUAGCAUCCCAUUUAAAUUCCCCAAGUGCACAAUCAACUGCGAGCACAUUUUGGGAUGCGACUGGCGAGGUCCAUAGGUUGUGGCAAGUAUUGUCAACAGCAAUGAUCACAGAGGGCGAAACGGAGCAGGAUGAUUGUGGUCAAAUGGAAGAUAGCACUGGCACUGCCAGACUUCCUACCACCCCUGAAAAGAAGGCAUGCAAUUAUUUGCAUGCCGGCUUCACCAAAUUAAAGAAACUUUCCUCGUCCAUAAAGAAUGACGGCACUAACUACCCAACUCUGCAUAGAGAUCCAUCGUUUGCACAAACAGUGGGUUGUUUUUUACUUCAUUCGUAUGCAAAACAAAUGGAAGACAAAGCGAAUUGUUUAGUGGAAUCAGGAAUUAAAAAAGCUUUCGAGACUGCUGGUAAAGAUUUAAAGGGGGGACAAUGCAAAUGGGAUGAUGAGGAAUAUGACGACUGCCAAAUUACCACAAUUGCCACAAGUGGCACAACCAAAACGAAAGUAAAGGAGAAGUUAAAUGCAGUACAAUCCCAAAUUACUAACACCUUAACUCCCACCAUGAAAGACAUGAACGAAACAAAGUCUUUAUGUGAAAAACUCCAAUGUGCCGCAGGGAAGUGGUUCAAUGAGCACAGUAAGCAUAACAGUGGUACUCCUACUCCUACGAAGACUUGGUGUGAAUUUUGGGAUGGCGCUGUUAAGAACGGAUUGCAGAAUAUGUUUACAGCAAUUCAGACGACUGGAACAACCAACAAUACUGCUGUAUGUGAACAGUUUGGGGAUGAGAAUCCGCAAAGUGUUGAAAGAAAAGCUUGUAAUCAUAUCACAGCAGGUUUACAACACAUUAAGGAAAUUAGUGGUAAUGACCAACUGCUCCAUCAAGCAGUUGAUUGUAUUGCUCUUAACAUGUACGCUGAUCAAAUAAUUAAAAAAUCUGAAGAUUCAUGUCCCAUUGAUAAGGACAAAAUAGAAGAAAUGUUUAAAAAAUGGAAUAAUGAUAAUUCAUGUUCUGGUAGUGGUAAUAAUAAUUGUUUCAAAUGCACAAGGCAUAAGGACUUUAGUGGUUGCCACCUGAGCGUCUCGGACGCUCUGGUGGAAACAACAAAAAAUGCAAGUUGCAAUGAGAACGACAAAAAAAAUGUCCAAACUCAAAUGAACAAAUUCCUCAACGAAGACAAAAAAUCCCCAUCCCAAUUCAUCUCCCAAGUGAAUUCCACCUUAUCUACUAUCACUGACAUUACAAAAUCUUCUUUCUGUACUCAACUCCAAUGUGCAGCAAAACAAUACCAAGCAAAAAGCAAAAAUGGAGGAACACCAUCUUGGGACGAAUUGUGGGAGGAGACUGGCGAAGUGAAACUACUGUGGGCAGAAUUGUCCACAGCAAUGACGAAUACAAAUGGGAACAAAGACAACGGAGUUCAAUGUGAUAAAAUGGAUGAUAAUGGCAGUGGCACUGGUGCCACUGGCACUGGCAGAACUGCCACCAAACCGGAAAAAAAGGCAUGCCAAUAUCUUACAUUAGGUUUCAACAAACUAAAGGAACUACCAGAUUCCACAACGUCUCAAACCAUUGACGACAAAAUCCUGUCUAAGGACCCAUUGUUGAGACAAACAGUGGGUUGUAUCCUUCUUAAAGAAUAUGCAAAGAAAAUGGAAAAAGAAUCCAAGUGUGUUAUCAAUUCCGGCUUAAAGAAGGCUUUCGAGACUGCUGGUAAAAGUUUAAUUGGGGGACAAUGCAAAUGGGAUGACGACGACUAUGGCAAAUGCAAAAUUAGUACAACUAACACAUCUGGCAACACAACUCAAACGGCAGUAAAGGACAAAUUAACACAAGUUAAGGACAAUAUUGAGACCACCGCAAAAGAGAUUCUACCGAAAAUAAAUGAAAUGAAGAACUUAUGCGAAUACAUUAGAUGCGCCGGACCCAAAUGGUUCAAAAACCACAGUAACGUUAAUAGUGGUACUACUAAGAACACUUGGUGUGACUUUUGGGGGGAGGAAGGCGUCAAACCAACAUUGAAAGCGAUGUUCGACAACGUCGCUCAGAAUGGAAUUGACAAAUCGAAGCAAACUAAUAGUAUAUGCAAUGACUUUGGUGAUGAAAAUCCACAAAGUGUUGAAAGAAAAGCUUGUAAUCAUAUCACAGCAGGUUUAGACUACAUUAACACAAUUACAGGUGAUACCACCACUCAGAACGGUAAUAAGGAUGAUGACAAGUUCUUUAAACAAUCUAUGAUGUGCGCAGCACUUAACCUAUACGCAACUAAAAUAAGAGAAGAGUCGAACAAAUUUUGUCCCAUUGAUGAAUCUAAAAUAAAGGAAAUGUUUGCUGCAGGGAAUGGAAAUAAAGGUUCUUCGUGCUCGAUCUCAGGGGGUAGUGUUGGUAAUAAUAAUAAUUGUUUUACGUGUGAAAGGAAAGAAGACUUUAAGGAUUGCGACCUCCUCGUUGAUAAAGAACUCAUUGGAACAUCACAACCACCAGAUCCAAAUUGCAAUGAUAACGAAGAAAAUAAAAAAGUCCAAGAGAAAAUGAACAAACUCCUCCAAGCUGACCUCAAAAUGCAACCAACAUUAUCCACCAUAAAUAAAAUGGACGACAAUUUCUGUACUCAACUCCAAUGUGCAGCAAAAAAAUGGAAUUCGAUAAAAAAAAAAAAUCUAAACCCCACUUGGGAUGACAUCGAAAGUGGCGCCAAGGAUGAAUUAACUGAACUUAUAAAACAAAUGACGGUAGGUCAGACUAAAUCGGAAAUUACCAAAUACUGUAACGACAAGGAAUGGGAUAAUUUUGGCCAUAAAGAAAAACAAACAAAUAAAGCAGCUUGUUUGCUUUUUGCUGCAGGAUUAAAGCACAUUUAUACCCACGGUAAUGGCCGUGUUAACGGCCCAUCGUUUGGACAAACGAUGGGUUGUUUAUUUCUUAAAGAGUAUGCAAAACAAUUGCAAACAAUGGCAAACAAGAAGAAAAAAGGAGAUAGUUGGGUACAUCCCCAUUGUAGCAUAGAGGAUGGUAUAAAUCACGCUUUUGGUAAGAGUAGUGAAAUUAUGCAGGACACAUCUCCAUGCAAAGAUACUAAUGGUACUAAUUCUUGUUUUGUGUGCAUACAAAAAAAAGACGAUUAUAAGAAUUGCUCCAUUGGCACUGACAAAGUACAGAACAAAGUGGAACCACUACUCCAAUCGGAACAAUCCCAUAUGGAAAAAACUUUAGAGAAUACAGUCUGUCCCAUCCUUCUUACGGAUCUCCUUACCCCUUUUCUUCCUUUGGCUCCUGUGUCCAUUGGCCUUUCUGCUAUGGCUUAUUACCUUUGGAAGUAUUUUGGUCCUCUUGGUAAAGGAGGAGCACGUUUCAGAAGAUCUCCUGCUGAAAUUCCUGGUCCAUCAGUACAAGAACAAGUCCUCGAUCAUGCGGAUGAAGGUGCUUCACAUGAAUAUCGAUUGGUGAAGGAACGAAAACCUCGUUCUGCUCCAACGAGAACGAAACGUUCUGGUCCCGUGAAUCGUCGAACGAUUAUUGAAAUUCAUUUUGAAGUGUUGGACGAAUGUCAAAAAGGGGACACACAAUUGAACCAGAAGGAUUUUCUGGAACUUUUGGUUCAAGAAUUCAUGGGAUCCAAAUUUAUGGAAGAAGAACAGGUUCCUAAGGAAGAGGUUCUUAUGGAAGGGGUUCUUAUGGAAGGGGUUCCUAUGGAAAGUGUUCCAAUGGAAGGUGUUCCAAAUUUAGGUUCCGGGUUACUGGUUUAG
Molecule: messenger RNA, 5580 nt
Organism: Plasmodium knowlesi strain H
Lineage: Eukaryota; Apicomplexa; Aconoidasida; Haemosporida; Plasmodiidae
Product: SICAvar, type I
Exons: 10
Coding region: 1-5580 (1859 amino acids)
Source: RefSeq, a predicted model, not a curated record